AUGGCUGCAGCCAGCACCGACCGAAAGCGUCUGGUCCGGAUCGACCGGUUGGUGCAAGCCUAUAAUCUCCCGCGCAAGCGCGACCCUGACUCGCCACCGCCGCGCUUUGCACCCGAAUGCUCUCCGGGUCAGCGCCACCUGCAGAAAUGGCACGAAAAGCGCCUUCAGGAUCCAUGGCCCAACCGCCAAUACAUCGCCGAAGAGUUCGGCGCUAAUACCAGCCCCAGCCCACACGCUCGACUCCCAUCGAUGCCAGGUUCCCUUCCUUCGAGCCGCCGCACUCUGGCCGCCCGCCAGGCGACGAGCCCAGAGCCAUCUGAUGCAGCGCUCAAUCAAUCUCAGGUAGCGCUUCGAAAAAAUAAAACCAAAACUGAUCAUCACAAAAGCCCAAGCCCUCCCACAUGUCGAUGGCGGGGGGCCAGCACUACACCACCCCCUGCUACCGCAGCCCCCUUACCUCCGAGUCGCGGUGGCAGCUACCGCGAGGAGCAGCAUGCGUGGUGUUUGGAACUUCAUGCCAAGCCCUUGCGCAUCACACCGGAUACUGCUGCACGCAUACUCCUCAAUCAUAGUUAUCGGCAGUGGCGAGAGUGGACGCUCCUGCCCGUCGCGCGGGUGGAUGCCUGCGUCUCCAUGGCAGAUGCUUUUUGUCAGCUGUUCAGUCUAUCAUAUGUUCUCUUGAAUCGCGAAAAAGUAGUGGAAAUUGUCAAGGGCUCAGAUGCUGAGACACAAGCUGCCCUUGUGAUGCAAAAGGCCGCCAGAUCCUUUUUGAAAUACCUGCAACGAGAGCGGCUUCGCCGCCAAGCGGCCGCCAUUGCCGUCAUUUCCACCACCUGGUGCAUCAAGUUGUUCUACCGCGCCAUGCGCCACCGGCGUCGUCGUGCUCACGACGAGCGUUUAGCCUGGAAUGCCGAUCAGCUCGAGGGGCUGCGUGCCAAUUGGUCUCAAGUGACGGCUGAGCCACACAUGAUCGUACAACUUCUUUCGGCUGAUUUUGGAAUCAAAACACGCCAAUGCGAGAGCCAAGCACAGCUGCGCUGCCACGUUCUUUGCCCAGAGUCAAUUGGAUACUUUGUCGCGCACAAUCUACCUUUGUCUCAGUUGGUGCUAUAUGACGGUCAUAUUUUGAAGCGGUUACAGAACCGUAUUGCCGGGCGACCAGGCUACGUGUUCUCCACCGUGCCCAGCCAGGCGGACUUGCAAGUCGCACACACCCUGCAGCUGCCCCUAUUGAGCAGCUUGGCAGAGGAGACGGCGUCUUUGCGAAGCUGGCCCGCCCUGCGCGCUGAUCCCGACCUGGGCUCGAUGCUGGCCCCUGUCUGGCAACUAACGGCGGGCACGCUGAAACGUCAGCUCCAUUCGUUGGCGGCCGGCAUUGUACAGCACGCCGUGCAACAGGCCCAGGAUCGACCCGGGCCACGACCAGUUGCUUGGUGUUUGACGACUUUACAGUCCACGGCGAUUGACAACGUGCGCAUUCUCUUGCCCGACACCUGUGUGCGGGCACACCUGGAGCGCAUCGUCGGGGCAGCUUGCGACUAUGGGCCAGUGUGGCACGCCGACGCCAAGUUGCGAGGUCCACAUGAGCGACGGCUGGCCAACGAGUUGCCGGAUCUCUUGGACAGGUUUGCUGAAUGCCCCAAUCGGCCAACAUUGGAGCACGCACAGGCGGCUGCCGCACCCAUUGAGCGUCUGUGGCGUCAACUGCUGGAAACGGGCGCGAUUGUGCGGCCCGAGUUUGAGGUUAAGGAUUUACCUCGCUAUGAGACGGCUGCUCUGCUCUUGCCAAACCAAACGCUCGCGCGUACUGGGCGCUUGUUGGGUCAGACCACUGGGCUGGGCUGUCUUGAGCCGGGACCCGCCACUGUGGUGGCGGCCUCGGACCGUGUCUUGACCCGCCUGCGAGAGCGUGGCAUCUUGGGGCCGGUGCAACUUCGCUGGGCCCUCCCGGAUCCGGGCCAGGCCCCGAUGCUGGAAGUGGCCAUCCAGCGAUUGGCCCCCUUGGUGUUGAGCGGCGCGCCCACGCCCUGUUUAGUGGCCAUGGACAUCCGACACACGGCUUUACAAGCGUGCUCCAUCCAAAGCUUGCGACACAUGCUUCGGGCUCUGGAACAGGAAGCGCAGGCAAUUGGCAUCAAGCCCAUGCGAGCGCGGGAGCGACAGCACAUUGGAUUGGUGCUGGCCCAGCCGGCUGCAGCCUGUCGGACUUUGCUCGAGAGACUCUUGGCCUUGGUCGUGGCAGACAAAGUGCCUCCCCAUCCCAACGACACGCUGCCCAGCAUCCUUAAUGGUCUGGCGUUAUAA
Monosiga brevicollis MX1 is the source of this 2304-nucleotide messenger RNA. RefSeq lists its product as uncharacterized. The coding region runs from base 1 to 2304 and encodes 767 amino acids. The record is from RefSeq and is a predicted model, not a curated record. The transcript is spliced from 7 exons. NCBI's taxonomy places the organism in Eukaryota, Choanoflagellata, Craspedida, Salpingoecidae.